CAUCUUUCUUCUUCUUACCGAGUUUCGACAAAGAGAAGUAGAGAACGAACGAUGACUAUGUGAUGUUGUGAUUGUGACACCGAAUUCGCAAAUUUGUGGGUUAGGAUUUUUGAUUUGUGGGUUUUGAAGAGAAUCUUGAAUUAGAAGCACUCAUUCUUCAAUCGUGUUCUCGACUCGAGGGACAGAGACGAGAUAUCUAAAUGAUGAUGUGUUGCUAACUACUAAGACCCAAAACCUCCAAGAAGGGUUUCAACCAUGGGAAAGGAGAAAUCUGUUUCUGGAAACACAACACCGCUCCAUGGUCGCCCUGUAACUCGUGCCAUUGUGUCUGCUCUGCGUGCUUCCUCUAAAAUGAUUACAUCCUCAGAAGUGGCUGCUACAACAACACAGAUCAAUCAGGGUCUGGUUCUCAGAUCAAAAAACAGUAAAAGAACAGCCUUGGAUGAGAAGAAAGCCAAUGCACAUAAGAAGCAAGCUGUUCUUAAGGAUAUCACAAAUGUUAAUUCUUACACAAGUUGCUUCAAUGCAGCUAAAAUUCAGGUGGAGAAUAUCAAGCAGAAAAAGAAGGAAAGGGCAAGUUCUUCCAUGGUGGAAUCAUCUUCUGCUACUUCAGAAGUCACAUAUGAAAAGGUAGAAGUUUGGUCAAAAUCAACAGGAAGUUCCACUGUGGCAAGUAUCCCGAAAUUCGUUGACAUUGAUUCAGAUGAUAAGGAUCAUCUACUCUGUUGCCUUUAUGCACCUGAAAUCUAUAACAACCUGCGUGUUGCUGAGCUUAAACGCAGACCAUUUCCUGAUUUUAUGGAGAGAACACAAAGAGAUGUGACUCAAACAAUGCGGGGAAUUCUGGUUGAUUGGCUUGUAGAGGUCGCAGAGGAAUACACACUUGUGCCUGACACUCUUUACCUAACAGUAUAUCUCAUAGAUUGGUAUCUACAUGGAAACUACAUGGAAAGACAAAGACUUCAACUGCUCGGCAUCACUUGUAUGCUCAUUGCUUCAAAGUAUGAGGAGAUCUGUGCACCACGCAUUGAAGAGUUCUGUUUCAUCUCGGAUAACGCUUACACAGGAGAUCAGGUCCUAGAAAUGGAGAGCCUAGUAGUCAAGCAUUCUAGCUUUCAAAUUUACGCUCCCACUCCAAAAACAUUCCUCAGGAGAUUUCUUCGAGCAGCUCAAGCUUCUCACCCGAACCCAAGUCAAGAAAUGGAGUUUCUGGCGAAUUAUCUCACGGAACUGACGUUAUUAGACUAUCAAUUCUUGAAGUUCCUUCCUUCGAUUAUCGCUGCUUCGGCCAUUUUUCUUGCCAACUGGACAAUGAACCAAUUUAGCCACCCUUGGAAUCCAACUCUUGAGCAUUACACAAUGUACAAAGCCUCCGAUCUCAAAGCAUCUGUUCAGGCCUUGCAAGAUCUGCAGCUUAACACCAAAGGAUGCCUCUUAAAUUCUAUACGCAUGAAAUAUAGACAAGAGAAGUUCAAAUGUGUGGCGGUCUACACUUCUCCGAAGCUACAUGACAAGCUAUUCUGAAAAGGUUAAAGCCUAAAGCGAGCGGUUCAUCUCUUAACCGAUGUUACUUUUCUGAUGGUCCGCUUCGUCCUCAUUCGUUUGUUACUCUGUCUAAUAAAAACGGAAAUUAUUUUUCCACGGUCUCAUACUUAGUAACCGGGUUACUUAGGAGUCGGUUUACUCGGGAUUAGUGUAGACUUGUUUGGUUCUUCCAAACCUGAUUUGUUCUUCCAAACCUGAUUUGUUCUGAUCGGUGAUACGAGAUUAUUUCAUUUGUUAUUUUUCUUUCAACAGGCAAUU
Messenger RNA from Eutrema salsugineum, 1803 nucleotides. Its product is annotated as cyclin-A2-4. Gene Ontology annotation, molecular function: cyclin-dependent protein serine/threonine kinase regulator activity. Gene Ontology annotation, cellular component: cyclin-dependent protein kinase holoenzyme complex; nucleus; cytoplasm. Lineage: Eukaryota; Viridiplantae; Streptophyta; Magnoliopsida; Brassicales; Brassicaceae. The record is from RefSeq and is a predicted model, not a curated record. The transcript is spliced from 10 exons. Gene Ontology annotation, biological process: mitotic cell cycle phase transition; regulation of cyclin-dependent protein serine/threonine kinase activity. The coding region runs from base 256 to 1524 and encodes 422 amino acids.